CCCUCCUUUCUGGCCGCGCGAAUGUGCGCCGCGCGAAAUCUGUGGAUGAGUCCACGUGGUUUGGUGUCUGUGGCUUCGUUCAUGGACACGUUAAAGCGUCUUGGCUGGCACCUGUCGGAGAAGGGGAUCGAAGAAUGUAAGGGGCUAUCCCCCGGCGUGGACACGGACGCCAUCGUCAAAGCGGCCCUCAAUGGCGACCUGCGCUCCAUCGGGGACAAGUUCCUGCCGGAGGAGAUCACGCGGGGGAAGGUGGACAAGCUGCAGGGUCCGCUGGUCCUGCAGGUGGUGAAGGUGCGGAACGUCGCCGCCCCCCGGGAGCAGGAGAGCUGCCAGGGAGCCCCCCGCAUGCUGCGCCUGCAGCUCACGGACGGGCACAUCACCUGCCCCGCCAUCGAGUUCCGAGCGCUGUCGGCGAUCGGGCUGAAUACACCCCCGGGGAGCAAGGUGUGCCUCAAUGGUUCGAUCCAGGUCGUCAAUGGCUUCAUGCUGCUGGAAGAGUCCAACGUCCGCCUGCUGGGGGGGGUCGUCGAGCACCUGGUGGAGAAGUGGCAGCUCCAGCAGACCUCGGCGUUGGCAUCGCAGUUCCCGCCACGGAUGCGCACGGACGUGAUCGUGGCCGGGAGUUUGCCUCCCGCCCCGCGUCAGGAGCGACGUCUCGGUCUCGGACACGGCAGCGGACGUCCCCCCCCGGCGCGGAUCGCCAACCGAUGACGCCGCGCGGUUGCAGGUCGCAAGUCAAUUCUCCCGAUGGAGCGCCCGUCAGGAAUUCUGGAGUUCAGGUCGGAGGAGGUCACCGAGCGGCGGGGCGCCCUUCAUGCCGCCCGCGGACAGCCGCGCGAUUACCGCGCACGUCAAAUGCCGCAGGUGUUUGCGUCGCCCAUCGAUCAACUUGGGGGUGCCUCUCGCUCGCCCGCUUUCUCAUCGGCGCCCUUGUUGGCUUUAGUCUCUCCGCUGGGUCCGGCGAGCCCCUGCGCCAAACUCCCGUAACCCUUUCACCCUCCUCCGUCCUGCGCGCACGUUCGGCCGGAGCUCUACACUGACUGCUGCAGCUUGAGAGAGAGAGAGAGGGAGAA
This is a messenger RNA of Petromyzon marinus (sea lamprey), 1073 nucleotides long. The record is from RefSeq and is a predicted model, not a curated record. Lineage: Eukaryota; Metazoa; Chordata; Hyperoartia; Petromyzontiformes; Petromyzontidae.